UACGCAUGGAAGCCCAGGUCUGAAUGACGUUUGGUAAUUAUGGCAACAAAUGACGAUAAGUAUACGGGCUCCAACCGCGUGGUUCGCACUGAAAGCGUUAAGAGCGACAAUGGCGACAACGGUAGGACUCACUUCCAAAGGUCUAUGGAUGUUGUCUUGGCCAUAUCCAAUUUGACGUUUGAAUGGAACCGUAAACUCUUCAUGGGUUCAUUUGUAUCUACUGGGCACAAGAAGCAAUACUGGAAGGAUUCCCACCAUGAUAUGGCUCAGUUGAUAGUUGAGAAAAUCAGGAACUUGAAGGGAUGCUGGGUGAAGGUAGGCCAGAUUCUCAGCACUAAACCGGGUUUGCUACCCAAGUGUUAUGUGGAUGCCUUUUCGCAACUGCAUGAUCAAGUUGGUCACAGUGACUUUGCUGAAGUUAUUGACAUCAUUGAGGAAGAGAUUGGUUAUAUGGAUGAAGUUUUUAACAACUUCGAUUCUAUUCCUUUGGCCAGUGCUUCUAUAGCACAGGUACACAAAGCGAAACUACAUGAUGGCAACCCUGUGGCUAUAAAGGUGCAGCACAAGUGUAGUGAGCGGAACAUGCGAAACGACUUGGAGAUAUUGAAGAUGAUAUUAUUUGUUGCUCAGAGUGUUGGUCACUAUAAGCGUAUGUUUGCAUCUAUUGACGAUUACACCGCAGCUGCUAUGAAGGAGGUUGAUUUCACCUCUGAAGCUGAUAAUUGUAAACGUGCUGCUAUAGAUGCUAAAGUAUCGGGGAUACCCAUUUGCAUCCCUAAGAUAUUUGACCGUUACUGUUCUCGGCGUGUUGUCACUAUGGAGUUGUUUGAGCUUUACAAGAUGACAGAUGCGUCAUUUUACGAGAAACACAAUAUAGAUCCAUGGGUUGUGGUGUAUGAUAUUCAUGACUUUGCCAUUUUUCAGAUUCUAUCUGUUGGUCACUUCCACGGCGACCCUCACCCUGGUAAUUUAUUACUGACCCAGAACAAUGACGAUGGCAAGUUUUAUCCCGUGUUGAUUGAUUGGGGUAUGACACAAUCUUUGACGACAAAGCAACGUGUAGGCUUGUGUAAUUUGAAUUUAGCACUUUGCAUGGCUGACACUAUUGGCUGUUUCACUGGUUUUGUCGAGGCAGGUUUUGACAUGACUACUCACGAAACAUUGUGUUACGAGCAGUUUUUGGAGUCAUUGGUUAAUAUUUUUGCAUCUGAUUUUAACAAGGUUAUGGACUUUUGUGAUGAAGAGGGUUCUAUGAAAUCGAUGAACGAUACCUCUGCUCCUGGUGAGUUGCAUCACAACGGCCUUUUUAUUCGUGAGUUUAUUACCAACGCUCCAAACUUCUUCCCCAUCUUACUUAAGGUUAUUUCUGAAUAUCGUAAUUACGCCAUUGUGCUUCAAACUCAGGUUCCUUUUAUGCAGAUUCUAUACAAGAAUGCUGGCAAUGCACUGUACAACAUGUAUAGCAGCCCUCUAUCGCAUAUAUUGUCUUCUGAAGCUUCCAAAGCUGUUUUCAUGAGGAAGAUACGUCGUCUCAAGCAACUGUUAGCCAACGAUUGUGUGGAUGUGACUGAGACCCAACUUUUGAAGCACCUAUUCUCCCGUUUUAAUGGAGGAGAAAAGCACAAUUCAAAGCUUACGGGUACGGCUGCAUUUCGCAAACCAGUUAGCGUUCUUGAGUCUCGAAUUUCGGGGUUAUUACAUUAUAUCGCAAAAGACAGCAGUUUAAUAGUUGCUGCCCAAGUUGUUGUCAUUCAGGGCAACAAUGUUGAUGUUGAUUUAUCUUACGGUUUCAUGGGUCAAUACGAAUGUAGACCUAUAAACUCCACGGCUUUAUUCCAGAUUAGCAACCUAAUGAACGGCCUCGUUGCAACAGCGGUGUUGCAUUUGAUAGGGAACUCUGAUAUGGAUAUUGAUGACCCUAUUGCUAAAUAUUGGCCUGAAUUUGGUCAAAACGGCAAGAAAUCUAUAACCAUUAGGUCAGUAUUAAACCAUUCAUCUGGUUUGCUGCUACCAUAUCCUAGGAUAUUGAUGAUUGAGAACAUUGACUAUGACACUAUGGUACGGGACAUUGCUCAAUGUGAGUUCCAUAAAGAGGUUAUGGACCAAACGCAGUAUGGUUACUUAUACUUUGGUUGGAUCAUGGCUGAGUUGAUUCGUCGUGUUAGUGGUAAAUCUAUUGAGGAGUACAUUCUUAUGAUGGCUGCAUCAAUUAAAGUUCCCAUGAAGCAGCUGAUUUUCCCAUGCAUAGAUGGUGGUGUUGCCGCCUAUAUGCAACACAGUAACGACGAGAACGCAAACCCCGAUGACGCCGUUCCGGAUGCAGCUAAUCAGACCAUUAAUGCAACGCAUGACUCUGGCGAUCCCGUUCCAAGAGUUGAGGCUACCAGUUCUGCCCAUGCUUCAACGGAUACUUCAUAUGAUUUGCCUAGAAGAUCCAAUUCAUUUGUCCCAACAGGUGGUCCGCCAGCACGAAACACUGAGGGCUCAAGGUCACUGGACAGUGAAGGCGUAAUUCUGGAUAUUACUUUUGACAGGCCACAAUGUAACGGUGACUUUGGCGCACUGGGAUUAAGCAAUAACAUAUCCCUAAACAACGGUGGAUUUAAUGAACACUACAGUGAUCAACGGUUAAGCUUGGAGUCGGCUCUAACAUACGAAUCGCAUAUUAAGGCUAAGGCAAAAUCUCUUGUGAUGGCAACCAAUGCUGACGACUCAUCGCUGUCUAUGGAAACAAUGACUAUUGACGGUCGAACGAUUGAAUCUAAACGCGUGUUGCUGCCGGCGGCGCAGCCGGAAGAGUUGACAUCAUGUGAGCGCACGGAGACUGUGAGCACUUGUAGUUUGGAGCAGCCGGAUACUGAUUGUACACUGGCAGAGCCAGAUACAUCUGCGUUAGAUGUUACUGACCUUUUGAUCUCACAGGAGGAGUUUGAGGCCCUUCCUGAUACGCCAACUACCAUGCCAUCUCCUAGCAUUAACAUAUCCAAAGCUAAACGGAUGCCCUCUGAGCUUCAGCGAGGCUUUGUUAAGCGCUUCUUAGCUAGUUUUGAAAAUGUUGUGGACAAGGAGACACAUGACGAUUCAACUGAUAUUUGCCUUUGUGGUAUAAACUCUGAAGAUGAUGAGCAAUUUUACAAUCGUUGCUUUUCUCCAUCUGAAAGGUGCCCUCUUGCUACACGCCUAGUUCGUGCUUCCAGACUUCCUUAUACUGACCUCGAUGAUAUUGACUUUACACAGGCCGAGAAGAUAUUAAACCCUAUUCGCGACAUUGGCACUAAGAAGCGUUAUCACCCUAUUUUGGUAUCUGAGGAGCAUGUGAUUAGUAAUGACGAUGAGUUGGCUGACCUUGAUUUGGUUAGUGAUGACAUUGUGGUAACUCGUACUAGGCUCCGGAAAUUCAUAAUGAAGCGUCCCGUGCGUGAUGCUGAUUACCAUUACUGCAACUACGACGUCAUAAAUCACCGAUGUAUUAUCACUGACUGUUUGACUAUGGACUACCCAUCUAUGUACAGUAAAUCUAUCCCGUGUUUGAACGGUCGUGCUAGUGCCAUGGCAUUGGCCAUGUUUUAUAAGGGUAUAUUGGACAACUCUUUGGUGAGUCGUGAGCUCGUUGCUGAGGCUUUAUCUACAGUAUCUUUGGACUGUUCUGUGCUCACUAAGAUGCUUACUGCCCUCUACACUCCCGUUUGGGGUUUGGGUUACCAGCUUUUCUAUAUGCGUCGCAGGUGUGACGAUAAGGCACUUGUUGGUCUGGGUUGCGUUGACAUUUCCGGAUCUCUGAACUUGGUGGUGCCUGACAUAGAGCUGGUUGUCACUAUUUUAUUUUCUUGUGGUGACAGCAUUGCUGUAUCUCAUCAGGUACUGGAUAUGAUCCUGGGUCACUAUGGCCUGGAUCUGCUUUAUACCAAUGUUAGUGUCGGUGACUCACGUACUUUAUACAGACUGUUGGCUACAAUUAAAGUUUAGAUUACUUCAGUCGCUUGCGGUCGACGGGUUUGAGUAUUUGGAAGGAGCACAUGAGUGUU
Messenger RNA from Babesia bovis T2Bo, 4025 nucleotides. RefSeq names its product ABC1_ADCK3-like family protein. The record is from RefSeq and is a predicted model, not a curated record. Lineage: Eukaryota; Apicomplexa; Aconoidasida; Piroplasmida; Babesiidae. The transcript has a single exon. Bases 40 to 3966 code for a protein of 1308 amino acids.